This is a messenger RNA of Peronospora matthiolae, 1353 nucleotides long. The record is from the annotation of a GenBank genome assembly. Lineage: Eukaryota; Oomycota; Peronosporomycetes; Peronosporales; Peronosporaceae.
AUGUCUCAUCGGUUGCUGAAGCGACUUAGCCUGUGUCACUUGGUGAUGCAGGCGCUGGUCAUGAAGACACUCAUGUCUUCACAGAGUAUGAGCUCGGUGUCUCAUACUCUCCCGAUACGACGGACCGACGGAUCCGUAUCGACGGCGAUCGAAACCAAGCCACCUGCCAAGCGUGGCAUGGAUGAUGCUAUGCGUCGUAGCAUCUUUGGUUCAUCUGACGAAUCAGAUGAACCAUCGCCAAAGCGAAGUCGCUCGAGGUGCCAGUCUUCUGUCGACACGUCGCAAGAAGAGCGGGACCGCAGUGUGUUGUGUCUCGCUCCCGAGAAGAAGGCAUGGAUGCCUCCAAAAUACGUCAUGGAUCACUUGUCGGCGACGACGAGUGAGAGCUAUCGAACACGAUUGUUCGAUUCGUCAAGGAUCCAUCACCUUGAACCCAGUGCGAAAAACUAUCGCGCUGAGAAUGAGUUCUUCAUCGAUGCUUUCUUUGAACAUCGAUGGUACAGUGGUAAUCACGAACGUGAUGGUCCCUCACUGCUUCAAGCGUGGAACGCUUACAUCCAUAACCUUGAGAAUGUAGGCCGUGACGUUUGGAACGACAAACUUAUCAAAGCUCGUGAUAAGUUUGAAAAGCGAACCCCGACAGGUGCACGCUACAAGCUGCAUCGUCUGUCUAAGGAAAGUGGGUUAACCUGCCUCUCUUGGGGAGACUCGUGCCCAUGUUGUGUGAACAACUCUGCGCGCGCACCUAAGGAGACUUACCUCCUUACUAGCCCGUGGUGGCGCGUACGUAUCUCUACUGAGAUGUACGAAGGGAUUGACAACCUGAAAUCCCUUUACGACCGUGCCGGGAAGACUUUCUCCGGUGGUCCUUCUGCGGCACAGGAUGUGCCGCGUCGUACUGCUCGACCAGACCCAGUACGUCAACCAUCAGUUGAGAGCGGGGCUCCCAAGAAUCCCAGGACGGGGGAUAGCCGCGCCACCGGACGAGGUAACUCGUCCGACGUCCGUUUACAUCGCGGUGGUUCAACAGCUGCUCAACCAGAUAGCGCUGGCCACCGCGAGAGUCCUCUAAUGGAUGUGAAGGAGGAGGACAGUCGUCUUCAACUGGCGGACACUGUCUUGAAGCAUCGAGCUGAGUUUGCCUUUGCUCAGCUUGAGAACGAGAGAGCUCUGACAUCUCUGCGUGACGAGCUAAGGGUAGCUCGUGUGGAUAUUGACCGGUCUCGGGCUGAGAUAACUGCUCUUAAGACCCUUGUCGAUGGCCACCAUCGGGAGCACAAGGCUCUCUGUGAGAUGCUUGAGCGCAAGGGCGUUCUUCAUCGGAAGAAGCAGCGUACUGAUGGUACGGCUUAA